Messenger RNA from Gastrolobium bilobum, 848 nucleotides. RefSeq lists its product as uncharacterized. The record is from RefSeq and is a predicted model, not a curated record. Bases 126 to 602 code for a protein of 158 amino acids. Lineage: Eukaryota; Viridiplantae; Streptophyta; Magnoliopsida; Fabales; Fabaceae. The transcript is spliced from 6 exons.
CCUUCACUACAUUUAUCACGAUCCCUCCUCUAAAACCUCAAUUUUUUUUUUUUUCAAGAUAUCUAAACCUCUUUUUGCUUAUUCUGAACACUGAUCAAAGCACCGUUUCAAAAUCGGGCAGAAAAAUGGGUACAAGAGAGGUGUAUGAAGAGAAGCUAAGGACUGGAAUUCUGGACCGCGAUCCAACCAUCAACCCUGGCCUCGGUUCCGCUCGAUGCCCUCGCUGUCUCUCCCUUCUCAACCCUGAUUCCGAAAGAGGCGAGUGGACCAUCACUUCUGUCUUGCACGAUACCACUGCCGUCGCUGGCUCAGGGAUUGGUGGCAUGCUUAGUGCAGUUCAUGGUUUGAAUACAGGGAUACCAUAUCUUCAAAAUCUUCUUAAGGGACCGAAGUGGCUGCCUUUCGCAGUUGGGUUCCCUCCAUUGUUGAUAUAUUCUGGAGCAAGUGCUGCAUUUGGAGGUUAUGUGCUUCCAAAGUUCACUCAACUCACUGUCACAUCCUAUUAUGCUGCCUCCAGUGCCUCACAUUAUGGAAUCUCACUUCUCACCCGGCAUAUUGAAGAGAACUACAGUUCCGAAACCCAGCAUCUCAAGCGGCUCUGAUAAUUCCUUUCCGGUGUCCUUAUAAGGAAGAUACAUUAACCUUUGGCAAUUUUGUUUAUAUUAUCUUUUGUUUGCUCAAGACGUACCGUCCUAUGGAUGGUUAGGAUUGUUUUAAAUUUAUAAUGUAUUUGCAACUCCAUGUGGAAAUGCUCGUAAUGCCAAUAAUGUUUCUUUAAAAUUUAUUGAGUUGUAUCAAUUAAUUAAAUAUUAAUUUCAAAUAAAUAAUAAUCAUUAGAUGAAUAGAAA